AUGCAGCGUGCACAGGCAGCGCCGGUCAAGUCAAAAUCACAAAAGAAAGAGAAGGCUCCUCCAGAAGUUCCAGAUAUUAUUGUGGACCCUGAAAGAAACAUUCACUAUGAGAAAGGAAAGUUUCUUGGAAAAGGAGGAUUUGCUCACUGUUACGAGAUACGUAAUCAAAUCAGUGGUGAAGUUCUUGCGGGGAAGGUUGUCCCAAAACAUUUAUUGGUCAAGCAGUAUCAGAGAGACAAAAUGGCUCAAGAAGUUCAAAUUCAUCGGAAUCUUUGUCAUCCCAACGUCGUGAAACUUUAUCACUUUUUUGAGGAUCGCAUGAAUGUGUACAUCACUUUGGAACUGUGUCCCAGAAGAAGUCUGAUGGAACUCCACAAAAGACGAAAAUCUGUCACUGAACCAGAGGCACGUUAUUUCACUCAUCAAGUUGUCGAAGGUGUUCUAUAUCUUCAUGAUCUGAAAAUAGUUCACCGAGACUUGAAACUUGGAAACCUUUUCCUGAAUGACGAAUUGCAAGUGAAAAUUGGAGAUUUUGGUUUGGCGACAACCGUAGAGAAUGAUGAACGAAAAAGGACUCUGUGUGGAACUCCAAAUUACAUUGCUCCUGAAGUUCUCAACAAAAUGGGACAUUCGUUUGAAGUAGAUAUUUGGGCUAUUGGAUGCAUUCUUUUCAUUCUUUUGAUUGGUCAUCCCCCAUUCGAAUCAAAAACUUUGGAGGAAACAUAUUCACGUAUUAAACAUAAUAAUUACACAAUUCCUACUGAGACGAGCUCAUCUGCCUCUCAACUCAUUAGACAGCUCCUUGACCCUGUUCCUGGUCGCCGUCCAACAGCCAAAACAGUUUAUCGAGACAAGUUUUUCAAAGCUGGCUUUAUGCCAACAAGACUACCAGUAUCUUGCCUGACAAUGGUUCCACAUUUCAAUGAUAACGCACUCAACGAAGAAAAUGUUUCUCCCGGUGGAUCAGAGAGCGAUUCUCAACAGGUCGGAAAACCUGGACAGUCGAAUAUUCCGACACAUCGAAUUUCUGGAAAUACUGAAAGAGAGCGAGCUCAUAGAAUGGCCGUUGAAGCAACCAUCCGAAUUCCUAGUGACUGUUAUUUAUCUCAACUUCUCGCUCAAGUCAACGAUUUGUUAGUCAGAGUUAAUGCUGACAUGGAUGAAGCAGAAGCAGCUCUGGAAACAUAUCAGUCACCUGAAGCUCUUCCCGUGUUUUGGAUUUCUAAAUGGGUUGAUUAUUCUGAUAAAUAUGGAAUCGGCUAUCAACUUUGCGAUAACUCGGUUGGUGUUCUUUUCAACGAUAACUCAAGAAUCAUGUUGGACUCCGCUGGAAAUCAACUAACAUACAUUGAGAAGAACAACCGAGAGCAUUAUUUCAAUAUGCAAAACCAGAAACCAAAUUUAUUGAAAAAGAAGAUCACGCUGCUCCAGUAUUUUAGAUCUUACAUGAAUGACCAUUUGCUGAAAGCUGGCGAACGGGUUACUCAGAGGGCUGGGGACGAUUUGGCUCGUCUUCCUACGCUUCGUGUAUGGUUUAGAACGAAGUCAGCAAUUGUGCUUCAUCUCUCAAACGGAACUGUUCAGAUCAACUUUUUCAAUGAUCACAUAAAGAUGAUGAUGUGCCCGCUCAUGCAAGCUGUUACUUUCAUUGAUCAAAACAAGCGGAUGCUCACCUACAAAUUCUCAAACUUGGAAGCAAACGGGUGCCCUGAAAAAUUUCUACAUCGUAUAAAGUAUGCAAAGACUAUGAUCGAACGACUGAUGACCGACUCGAAAAAGGAAGUUCCAAGAGCGGAUGCUGGCGUUAUGAUUGAUGCUGUGAAUCCUCAACGUCAAACAGCCGUAACUGUGUCUCAUCUUCCAUCGACAUCGAGUAAUGUUCGCCUCACAGCUGCUUCUGAAGUUCCGUCUAUUGGCCUAUCAUCGAUUUCAUCGCGCCGUUAA
Caenorhabditis remanei is the source of this 1944-nucleotide messenger RNA. RefSeq lists its product as uncharacterized. The transcript is spliced from 7 exons. The coding region runs from base 1 to 1944 and encodes 647 amino acids. Gene Ontology annotation, biological process: regulation of cytokinesis; protein phosphorylation; mitotic cell cycle. Gene Ontology annotation, molecular function: ATP binding; protein binding; protein serine/threonine kinase activity. The record is from RefSeq and is a predicted model, not a curated record. Gene Ontology annotation, cellular component: cytoplasm; centrosome; spindle pole. NCBI's taxonomy places the organism in Eukaryota, Metazoa, Nematoda, Chromadorea, Rhabditida, Rhabditidae.